Monoraphidium neglectum is the source of this 342-nucleotide messenger RNA. RefSeq lists its product as hypothetical. The record is from RefSeq and is a predicted model, not a curated record. The coding region runs from base 1 to 342 and encodes 113 amino acids. Lineage: Eukaryota; Viridiplantae; Chlorophyta; Chlorophyceae; Sphaeropleales; Selenastraceae. The transcript is spliced from 3 exons.
AUGGAGCUCUUAAAAAACCUGGUGUCGCUUCUCGGCCUGGGCGCCGCGGCCAUGGGCACGGCGACGCUGCGAGGCGAGACGCCUCCGGCAGCCGCCCUCGCCGCCGCCCUCACCGCCGCCGCCCUGGCCGCCGCCGCCCUGGCCGCCGCCGUCGCCUACCACUGGCGCCACGCGGUCUUCCCAAACAUCCACCGCAUUCACGACUGGCUCGCCGACCAGUCCCGCAGCACGGGGCUCCGCGGCGCGAUGCUCGCGUUCACGCUGCCGUUCCUGCGCACCUUCUACUGCGUCACCGACCCGGCGGUGCUUGAGUGGGUGCUCAAGACGCGGAUGACUACGUAA